AUGUUACAACGUGUUGCUCCUCACAAAGGGAUCAAAAAAACUAAUAUUUGCUGUGCAAUUACAGAGUGGCUUAUUGUUGAUAAUCAUCCACUUGACAUCAUCAAUGGAGAAGGAUUUCGCUGGUACAUGCUGCAAAUUGAUCCUGCUUUCCGUCGGCCUUCUUAUAAAGCACUAAAAAAAGAGAUAUCAUUUGGAAAUACAAAUGCAAGAAAUCAAAUACAUGAGCUUUUGGAAAAAAACAGUGAAAUAGUUUCUUUAACUACAGAUCUUUGGACUGCAAGAAAUGGAACUGGAUAUAUUGUGAUCACAGCACAUUGGUUGAGUAAACAAUUCGAAUUAAACGAGAUCUUACUUUGCUUGGAGUCGAUGCCAUAUCCACACACCAGUCAAAUAAUUAGAGAAUUUCUCAUUCGUAAAGUUCAAGAUUUCAAUCUACAAAAUAAGAUUUUGUGUGUUAUUACAGAUAAUGGCAGCAAUAUGAUCACCGCUAUAAGAAAUUGGAAUGGUGUGGAGAGAUUACCAUGUACCGCACAUACCUUGCAAUUAUCUGUCAAUCGUGCCCUAAAAAAAAACCAUCAGCAAAUUCACCGAAUUCGAGAAUUGGUCAAGUUUUUCAACUCACCCAAACAAAGUCAAAGAUUGGAUGCAGCACAAAUUGAAGUAUAUAAGCAAAAAAGACGAAAUAAUAUAUCUUUACAUGAUUUAAUUUUAUUAGAGAACUCCGAUUAUGAUGAUGAUUCAGAAAAUGAGAUGACAACCAAUUAUCCUAUUGAUAAAUUUAUUCUCAUAUUAAAAAAUGUCAAAGAUAUUCCAACCCGUUGGAAUUCUAAAUAUCAAUCAUGA
Molecule: messenger RNA, 843 nt
Organism: Ambispora gerdemannii
Lineage: Eukaryota; Fungi; Glomeromycota; Glomeromycetes; Archaeosporales; Ambisporaceae
Source: the annotation of a GenBank genome assembly